GCUACGACGUGGAACGGGACGUGUUUGGUUAUUCGACAGUCUCCAACAGCGCUGAAGGUAUUUUAAAGGAAAAUUUCAUUACUUGACCAGACGCCUCCGUCCUUCCAUUAUGUUCUGCAGGAGCAUUAGUUGGCUAAUUUGCUGUUUUGUGGCAGUAGUCGUAGCUGCUGACCACACUGGCCGAGAUUCCACUGAAGGAUCCGGUGCAGAAGUCACAGUCUCACCGUUAAGAAACGACAAUCGAGAUUCGUCCACAAUGAAACAAGACCAGAAGGCUGAGGAAACCGCAGCCGAAGGCCAGCCCGGACUGCUGCACGCCGGGCCCGACGCCGCGGUGACGCUGGUGGCCGGCGGGACUCGCCUCGCGGCGCACACGGCCGUCCUGGCCGCCAGGAGCCCCGUCUUCGCAGACACCUUCCGCCGCUUCUCCCUGCAGGCCACCGGAGGCCGGGUCGCGGUCUCUGGCGUGCAGGGCCCGGUCCUGCGCCAGCUGCUGGCCUACGUGUACACGGUGCCCGGCACGGCCCAGCAGCUGCUGGCAGCGGCUGAUAAGUUCGGCCUGCCGGGCCUGAGGGCGCAGUGCGAGCAGCAAGUGGCCGCCGAGCUGUCCGUCGAGACUGCAGCCGCCACUGCGGUUCUCGCGAUCAGCAACUCCUACGUCAUCCUGAGGCAGGCCACCGUCGACUUCAUAAAGGCCCACGCCGCCCAGGUGAUGGCGACACGGGGCUGGUCUGACGCGUGGCGCUCCCAUCCCAAUGUUAUGGACGAGCUGACUAGCCUGCUGCCGAAGCCAGCAGUAGAAACCAGGAGCCUUACUGCAGAGGAAAAGGGCGGGAGGCUGAUCGAGGCCGCUAAGGAAGGGGCAAUGGAGGAGCUGCGGGCACUGCUGGCGGCAGGAGCCGACGUGAGGGCGAGGGACAUGUUCUUCGGCAACAUGACUGCCCUGCACAAGGCAGCGUGGAGGGGGCAAGUCGAAGCAGCGAGGUGUCUGUUGGGUGCUGCGGCAGACAUCGACGCCAGGCACCGUGACCAGAACACGCCGCUCCACCUUGCUGCUUGGCACGGCCAGCCGGCUAUGGUGCGGCUUCUGGUGGAGUCCCAUGCACACCCCGACGCCAGGAAAAGUAACUGGUGGACACCGCUGCACUACGCGGCAAUGAACGGCCAGACGGAGGCGGCAGUUGCGCUGCUGGAGGCGGGGGCCGACAGGGAGGCCACGGACCAGAAUGGGCGCACUCCACUGGACUUCAGCAGAGAAAAUAAACACCAGCAACUUAUAGCCUUGCUAACUCAAAGGUAGCAGUUGCACAGAUAUCUCUGGCGUAAAGCGAAAGCGACACUUUGCUGAAUGUAGCUUCGUUAUUUUUAAAAUAAACGACAUAAAAAAGUGAAUCUUGCAGACAUUCUGCAUAUUUAAGUGUUAUGUGUAACUAUUCUAGUAACAUUACAGCAUGGGAUGUAUCUGUAAACUAAUGUAAGUAACAACAGGCACACUCCCUUUUGUCGUGAGAAAUGUCAAUGAAGAUAAACUCCAU
This is a messenger RNA of Schistocerca gregaria, 1535 nucleotides long. RefSeq names its product ankyrin repeat and protein kinase domain-containing protein 1-like. The transcript is spliced from 5 exons. The record is from RefSeq and is a predicted model, not a curated record. Gene Ontology annotation, biological process: regulation of gene expression. Gene Ontology annotation, cellular component: nucleus. Gene Ontology annotation, molecular function: protein binding. The coding region runs from base 110 to 1300 and encodes 396 amino acids. Lineage: Eukaryota; Metazoa; Arthropoda; Insecta; Orthoptera; Acrididae.